This is a messenger RNA of Rhipicephalus microplus (southern cattle tick), 1412 nucleotides long. RefSeq lists its product as uncharacterized. The record is from RefSeq and is a predicted model, not a curated record. Lineage: Eukaryota; Metazoa; Arthropoda; Arachnida; Ixodida; Ixodidae.
AGCGAUAAGGCUGCGUUUUUACGUGUCCUUCGUACAAGCUACUGCGCGAUGGCUUCAUGGGCACGUUUAAUCACACAUCAUCAGUUGUGGCUGGGACCUUCGCAAGAGAGGAAGAACUAUUAGAAAAUAACAGCCAUGAAAGUAAAUAUUUUGACCAUGCUCAUCGCUGCUUCCUGCACUGCGGAUUUAAACGAACAUGACCUUUAUAGUUGUUCUGAUGAACGACAACCUAGUAAGAAUUCGCUUCUGGACCGAGCUUUGGAAAGAUAUAUUUCUUCUGGACUAGUGAUGAACGUGUCUAUUCCCGACUUCAACGAAACUGUAGUCGUCGGCCGCAAGAAGUACGCUUUGCAGUUCUACAACGCAGCUAUACUUGGCUUGCAUUCCGUUCAAAGAAUAGGCUGCAACUACUUUGAAGCAAUGUGGAAACGAAAGGUGCAAGUCCGAAUGGCUGUCCAGUUGCAAGGACUGAAGGCUACAGUCUCUGUUCGCCACAAAGGCUGGGCUGGAUAUACGAAGGUUACUAUUUCAAUCUAUCUACCGGAGCUUCUUUUCAUCGCCGAAAUCAGUGAGAAUUACGAGGUGCUCCAGCUGACGCGGUUUGAAGUCGCCGGUAUUGAGAAGCUCAAACUCAAAUUUACCUUCCUGACGGGUGUUCUUCGAAUACUAAACAAAAUGAACAAACUGCAAGAAUGCAUUAACAGGAAGAUUAAUCAGAAACUGCUUACUGAACUUCCCAAGGCUAUUCAAGGAAUCCUAGAUGAACUUGGACAGCGGCAUACAGGAGAGAUAGCACAAUGCGCGGAUUGCACUACGUUUGAUGUCUAUAUAAACAAUGCGCUGACGAAGUUCGGCCUGGACCCUACGCCAUUGCCGAAAAUCACACAACAGCUCUUCGCAAGCCUUGUUCAGGUCGAGGUUAUUAAUGCAACCAUCCGAGGUCUGUCCAAGACGCGCCAAACUGGUGACAUCGUCCUUAGGAUCGACAAAUAUGGUGCACGCGCCCAUGUUGACGUGACCGUCAAGAAUCUGUCACUGGCAUUUCAUGUCAGUUUCAAGACGCUGCUGACUGAUUAUACGGCGAUCGUGAGCGUAACCAUCUCAGCCAGGACACUCCUCGUGGUUAUCGAGCGGGACAACAUUCUUAUACUGGAAAAACUGCUUAUGACGGUUGAAGAAAUCGAUGUCAAUUUAACACCAAUAGGAACACUAAGCUCUGUCAUCACAUUUUUUCUACCACCGAAAUUUCUGGCAGAAGUGGUCAAGAAUAAUAUCCAGCAACUUACUAACAGUACAAUACAAGGCGGUCUUGAUGCCAUACGCAGUUUCGCUCAGGGAGGCGCAAGUUUGGCGUGAGGAUGAACAAGUGCUCCAGCAAGAGAAAAUAAACACAAAAUAAACUUUUCCAACGA